AGGCGCUGCCCCUUUCACUGGCGUCGGGAGCCGCAGAGCACCUGUGAGUUCCUGGAACUUCUGCCAGACUAUCCCGGCCCAGCCUCGCCCGCCAUGGGCCCUCGGUGCCUCAGCCUCUCCGCGCUCGGUGCCCGGCCCGCCAUGGGCGCUCGGUGCUUCAGCCUGUCCGUGCUCCUGCUGCUGCUGCAGGUCUCAUCAUGGCGCUGCCAGGAGCCAGAGCCCUGCCGUCCUGGCUUUGGCGCUGAGAGUUACACGUUCACGGUGCCCCGGCGGCACUUGGAGAGAGGCCGAGUCCUGGGCAGAGUGAGUUUUGAAGGAUGCACCGGUCAACCAAGGACAAUCUAUAUUUCUGACGACACCAGAUUCAAAGUGGGCACCGAUGGUGUGCUUACAGUCAAACGGCCUCUACAACUGCAUAAUUCAGAGAUUAGGUUUCUUGUUCACGCCUGGGACUCCACCCGCAGGAAGCUGUCCACCCAAGUGACGCUGAAGGCAGCAGUGCCCAACCACCGGCAUCGCCACCAUCAUCAUAAUGUAUGUUGCAGUGUUUCUGGAAAGUUCACUAAUAUUUUAGUCUUUGUUUCAUCCCACCAUGGUCUCAGAAGACAGAAGAGAGACUGGGUUAUUCCUCCUAUCAGCUGCCCAGAAAAUGAAAAAGGCCCAUUUCCUAAGAAGCUGGUUCAGAUCAAAUCUAACAAGGACAAAGAAACACAGGUUUUCUACAGCAUCACUGGCCAAGGAGCUGACGCACCCCCUGUUGGUAUCUUUAUUAUUGAAAGAGAAACAGGAUGGCUAAAGGUGACAGAACCUCUGGAUAGAGAAGCUAUUGCCAAGUACACUCUCUACUCUCAUGCUGUGUCUUCAAAUGGGAAUGCAGUUGAGGACCCGAUGGAGAUUGUGAUCACAGUGACAGAUCAGAAUGACAACAGGCCAGUGUUUACCCAGCAGGUCUUUGAGGGAUCUGUCAUGGAAGGUGCUCUUCCAGGAACCUCCGUGAUGCAGGUCUCGGCCACAGAUGCCGACGACGAAGUGAACACCUACAAUGCUGCCAUUUAUUAUGACAUCCUCUCCCAAGAUCCCGAGAUGCCUGACAAGAAAAUGUUCACCAUCAACAGGGAAACAGGAGUCAUCAGCGUGCUCACCACUGGGCUGGACUGUGAGAGUAUUUCCAAGUAUACCCUGGUGGUUCAAGCUGCUGACCUUCAAGGUGAAGGCUUAAGCACAACCGCAGAAGCUGUGAUCACGGUCACUGACAUCAACGACAACCCUCCGAUCUUCAACCCGACCACGUACCAGGGGCAAGUUCUUGAGAAUGAGGCUUUUGUCACAAUCGCUACCCUCAAAGUGACUGAUGCUGACCUGCCCAAUACCCCGGCGUGGGAGGCUGUAUACAACAUAUUAAAUAACAACGAGGAGCAAUUUGUUGUCACCACAGACCCAGUAACCAACGACGGCAUUUUGAAAACGGCUAAGGGCUUGGAUUUUGAGGCGAAACAGCAAUACAUUCUCUACGUGACAGUAGAGAAUGUGGCCCCCUUUGAGGUCACUCUGUCCACGUCCACAGCCACCGUCACCGUGGAUGUGCUGGAUGUGAACGAAGCCCCCAUCUUCGUGCCUCCUCAAAAGAGAGUGGAGGUGUCCGAAGACUUUCCAGUGGGACAGGAAAUCACAUCCUACACUGCCCAGGAUCCAGACACAUUUAUGGAACAGAAGAUAACGUAUCGGAUUUGGAGGGACACUGCCAACUGGCUGGAGAUUGAUCCGGACACUGGUGCCAUUUCCACUCGGGCUGAGAUGGACAGAGAGGACAUUGAGCAUGUGAAGAACAGCACAUACACAGCCCUCAUUAUAGCCACUGACAAUGGUUCUCCACUUGCUACUGGAACGGGAACCCUUCUCUUGAUCCUCUCCGAUGUGAAUGACAAUGCCCCCGUUCCAGAACCUCGAAACAUGGACUUCUGCCAGAGGAAUCCACAGCCUCAUAUCAUCAACAUUAUUGAUCCAGACCUUCCCCCCAACACAUCUCCCUUCACAGCAGAGCUGACACACGGGGCAAGUGUCAACUGGACCAUUGAGUACAAUGACCCAGAACACGAAUCUCUCAUUUUGAAGCCAAGGAAAACCUUGGAGUUGGGUGACUACAAAAUAAAUCUCAAGCUCGCAGAUAACCAGAACAAAGACCAGGUGACCACCUUGGACGUCUUUGUGUGUGACUGUGAAGGGGCCGUCAACAGCUGUAAGAGGAACAUGGCUUAUGCCGAAGCUGGGUUGCAGGUCCCUGCCAUCCUGGGGAUUCUUGGAGGCAUCCUUGCUUUGCUAAUCCUGAUUCUGCUGCUCCUGCUGUUUAUUCGGAGAAAACGGGUGGUCAAAGAGCCCUUACUGCCCCCAGAAGACGACACCCGGGAUAACAUUUAUUACUAUGAUGAAGAAGGAGGUGGAGAAGAGGACCAGGACUUUGACUUGAGCCAGUUGCACAGGGGCCUGGAUGCUCGGCCCGAAGUGACUCGCAAUGACGUGGCACCAACCCUCAUGAGUGUGCCCCAGUAUCGGCCCCGGCCUGCCAAUCCUGAUGAAAUUGGAAACUUUAUCGAUGAAAACUUGAAGGCGGCCGAUAGUGACCCCACGGCUCCUCCUUACGACUCUCUGCUUGUGUUUGAUUAUGAAGGAAGUGGUUCCGAAGCUGCUAGUCUGAGCUCCCUGAACUCCUCAGAGUCAGACCGAGACCAGGACUAUGACUACCUGAAUGAAUGGGGCAAUCGCUUUAAGAAGCUGGCAGAUAUGUACGGAGGUGGCGAGGACGACUAGGGGACUUGAGACAGAUGAUGGGGAGAGAAAUGGGUCCCUAUUCUCAUGUGAUGGGAAGUGUUGGAAUAAUUUUUUCUGGUGGUUUUUUAGCUCCUUUCACUUGAGAUGAAUUUCUGAGGAAGAGAGACUGUGAUCAGUGAUGCAUUUAGGAUAGUUACAAUUUCCACCUCGUAGAUCUAAUCUGUGUGUGUUAGAGAGAUUUUGACUUAUUCCUUGGAUUUUUUUUUCUUUCAUCACACUUUACAUGUGGUGAUGUCCAAAAGACCCCCAAAUUAUAAUAUUGCAAAAGGUUAGUUUCAGCCUCAAAACUUUCAACUUGCAUAUUUUCUUAAGGGCUUUGUCUGAUUUUUAUAAGGAAAGGGAGGGGUCACCUGUUGUGUUGUUUUAUGUGUGUAUAUAUACAUAUAUAUAUGAAAUUUUAAUUUUUUUGCUUUUUUUUUAUCCUAUCAUCACUGCACUGGUGUCCCAUGUUCCAAUGUCCACUCUUGCUCCUGAAUUUACAUUGUUCCAGACAGGAGUUCACUGAUUCAGAAAUUAUUGGGCCAUUUUAGGAUAAGAGGCUUGUGUCAGUCUGGCCAUACCUUGACUAGGUAUUGUGUACUCUUAAGACCUUUAAUGGUUUUCUUUUUUCAUCUCCUCGGUAUGUAACUUGAAAUGGGCCUCUAUCCAUACACUUGUUCUGAGUAAGAAUGUUUGUUAUAUGAAUGUCAUUAUGGGGUACUUUGGUUCUAAACAGGAGCCUUGACCAGAAAAGUGGAGUUUUCAGGUGCCACUUAAUUAUUCAUGUUUAUUUAUCAUGUAAACAAAAGAAAGAAACUUAGAAUAGUGCCUGAAGUGUUGCAGCCAAAGAGGAAAGGUGUCUUGUCACAGCAGAGGGGGAACAUGAAAAGUGGGCUUGGAAAUGUCAGGAGAAAUUAACACUGAGCCGCCUGGUAAUUUAGCAAACUGAGGCUUAGAAUGGUUGAAGUGGUUCUGCCUCUAGCCCUGACAAUUCUGAAAAAAAUGGAAGAAUCUCAACCUGUGUUUCCUACCAGGACCUUUAGACCAUGGUUUGUAUUGGAAGGCCACAAUCCCCAAGUGCCUGCUUUUGUUGAUGGCUACAGAAAGUACUGGCUGAUCUGGACACGUUUGCCCCAAAUUCCCAGUGUCGUAGAAAACUGAGACUGUUAGAAAAUCCAACUUUUUUCUUAGGAGCAGGGGAGGAUGGCGGUAAGGAGAACCUUGAUUUGGAUCUCCUUUUAGUUGAAAUGUGACUGUCAAGAAACUUUUGACAACCAAAAGAAGUUUUAUGGAAACUGCUUUACAGUCUGUCAACUGUUUUGUGAAGGAAAAAAAAUCAUCCCUGCAAUCACUUUUUGGAAUUGUCUUGAUUUUUCAGCAAUUUAAACUCUACCUAAUGUAGUUAUGUUUAGAGCCUAUUAUUGUAGUUUUGAGUGUAUAAGUGUGUGGGUGCUGUUAAUUUUGUAUUUGGAAAAGGAAAACAAUUCAAGGUGAAAAAUUUAUUCUUAAAUAUUCAUUUUUAUAAAUUUUAUUAAAGAAUUUUGUUAAACCAUUGUCAACCUUGUUUUAUUUGAUCACACCACAAUUCCAGGCAGGACAAAUGGUAGAUGAGCUGAGUCUAAAAUGGAGAAAGAAGGUUCGUGUUCAGAUGACUUCUCCAGAGCUUUGAGUCAUUGUGUUGUGGGCAAAGUGGCGAGAAACUGGAUUUAUGAGGUCACUUUCUAUCCAUGUGGCAUAUAUCAACAGCACAAAAGCAAAUAUGGCAAAAUGUUUACAAUGACUGCACCCAUGUUCACUGCAGCAUUAUUCCUAAUAGCCAAAAGGUGGAAAUAACCAAAUGUCUAUUAGUGAAUGAGUAGAUUAAACAAAAUGUAAUAUAUACAUACCAUGGAAUAUUAUUCAGCCUUAAAAAGGAGCGAAGUCCUGA
This is a messenger RNA of Hipposideros armiger (great roundleaf bat), 4732 nucleotides long. RefSeq names its product cadherin 1 (gene CDH1). Lineage: Eukaryota; Metazoa; Chordata; Mammalia; Chiroptera; Hipposideridae. Gene Ontology annotation, cellular component: adherens junction; catenin complex; apical junction complex. The record is from RefSeq and is a predicted model, not a curated record. Gene Ontology annotation, biological process: cell migration; cell morphogenesis; cell-cell adhesion mediated by cadherin. The transcript has 17 exons. Gene Ontology annotation, molecular function: beta-catenin binding; cadherin binding; calcium ion binding. Bases 94 to 2805 code for a protein of 903 amino acids.